Messenger RNA from Antechinus flavipes (yellow-footed antechinus), 11908 nucleotides. It is a transcript of the gene TMEM245, whose product is annotated as transmembrane protein 245. The record is from RefSeq and is a predicted model, not a curated record. The transcript is spliced from 18 exons. The coding region runs from base 1868 to 4600 and encodes 910 amino acids. Lineage: Eukaryota; Metazoa; Chordata; Mammalia; Dasyuromorphia; Dasyuridae.
CCAGCCCUCAAAGAGCUUACAUUUUAUUGGGAGUAAAAAUGGCAUGUGAAUUAGUCAACAUGUACUGUGCUAAAUCUAGGUACACAGAGAGGUCUGUAUAAAAUAUAUACAAAUAAGUGCAAAGUAGUUUUGGGAAGAUAGGGGGAGUCCUAACUAAUAAGAUGCAGCUUCUAGGAGAGAUGUAGCAAUAACUCUAAAGUCCAUUGGCAUUGAGAGUGCUGUAGUUCCACAAACAUUGCUGAUUGUCAGAUUAUGGUUGGUCAGUAAGUAAGUUUCUGAGACAAUAAUGAGGUACAAAGCAGACCACUCCUCAAAUCCACCUGUAAGUCAUAAAAUUAGCAUAUCAGUGACAUGAAGCACCUGGUCUCUAACUUUUUCCUAUAAAUUUCUCUUCUUGCUCCUGGCUCUUUGCUAAAUUCUUUUGGAACUUAGCCUACUCUAAUUGGCAUUACAACUAUAAUAAACUUUGCCCCUUGACUUGGAGAUGGGUCCAAGCCUGCAAAUUCUUUUGAGAUAUUUUGCAACAUAGGUCUUGCACACCAACAUUUUGGGGGUACCCUUUGAACCCCAACACUAAAUUGGGGAAAAUGGUAUUUGAAUUGAGCCCUGAAUUCAGAAAGUUUUUCUGAUAUACUUGGAGCUUUCCAAGGAUCUACUUAGAGAAUAGCUUCCUCUCAAUUAACUACAUGGACGUCUAUCUCCUUCACUGCCCCCCACUCCUCCCCAAGAAGGAUUUGUGUGCUUGCUUCUUUCUGCUUUAGGAAUAAUUAGUGGGACAAACAGUCCUAGAUUUGAGAGGUCCUCAACAAUCCUGUCAUUCUUAUAUACAAAAUAGAUGCAAAGACAUUGCGUUUCUUUUCUGGAUUCCCAUGCCCAUACAAAGGCUGCUUGAAUAACAUAUAUUUAUGAAAAGAAAAAGAAAAGAAAGCAAUUGCCAGGGCAGUCUACUGUUGCUUUGAGUAAAAUUUCACUCUUUGGUCUCUACUGUUGGAAUGUGCAAAAACAAGCAGGACCAGGCUUGAGGCAGUUAUUUACUGGUAUUAUUUACUUUGGGCCUCUUCAUAGGAGUAAGUACUAUCAGAGUAAACCUUUAAGUGAAAGAAAUGGGGUUUAGUCUAAGACCUGCUAUUUUCUACCCAAACAAUCUCAGUCAGGAUAUCGGCGUUCAGGAUCAGUAGUUUUGCUGCUAUUGUUUAAAAUCAAAAGCUCGCAGGCUUUAAAGCUGUAAAUUUAUGUAAUUUUUUCCAAUCCCCUUCUUUCCUAAAUGAGAACACUGAAGUCCACAAGUUGAGCCAACUCCUUCAAGGUCAUAAAAGUUAGAACCUUAAAUUUCUGACUCCCAAACUAAUGCUUUCAGAAGCCUUUGCUUAGCGACCCACAUUUUAAUUUUUUUCUUUGUUUAGGGACCCACAAUUUAAUUUUUUGCCUUUGCUUAGGGAACAAUUUUAAUUAUUGUUUUUGUGUAAAGAUCCUAUAUUUAAAUGUUAGUUACUCUUUAAUUGUUGCCUAAUUAAUCAUUUCGGAUCAAUUCAUUUUAGAAAAUAGGUGAAAGGUCAUUUAUUCUGGAUUAGCCCCAGGACUGGAGUUCUACCUCCCUCUUCUCGACCCCACCGUAGACCCUAAUAUAAAAUCUUCCAGAAUUUUUUCAUUGGCCCUAGGGAAUUAAUUGACAGCAGACAGGACGGGACAAGAGAUACAAGGUUAUGCGUGCUUCUAGGAAGGGGCAGUUUCGCUCCCAGCCAUUCAGGAAUUCGAGCAGGCCGAGAACUACAAGUCCCAAGAAGCCUCGCGCCUGCCGUGGUCGGCCCAAAACCGUUUCCUGCACCCUCUCCAGAGCACCCCCGCCAGCCAGCGAGGCGGCGCCACCAUGGCUGACAGCCGAGGCUCUGCAGGCAAGGAGACCUUGGGUUCUUCCAGUCCUCUAGUGCCUCUGCCAGAGGGAGAGAGUCCCGUGGCUGGGGUGGCCGUAGCUCCGGCUCCGGGUGGCGUGAGCGGAGGGGCAGUGGCCCGAGAUCCGCCACCACUACCGCUGCCGCUGCGGGAAGGUCCGAGGAGGGGCCCCGCUCCCGCGCCUGGUGAGGCGGGGGGCGGGGUCCCUCCUGGCGGGCUGGCGCUGCGCUUCGACAAGCCCAUCAAGCAGGCCUUCUAUAACACGGGCGCGGUGCUGUUCGUGUGCUUGUGCUGCGGCGCCGCCGUGCUCGUGUACUUCAUCCUCGAGGCCUUCCUCCGGCCGCUACUGUGGGCAGUGCUGUGCGGCACCUUCCUGCAUCCCUUCAAGAGCUCCCUCACGCGCCUGGGCCGCCGCUGGUUGCAUCGCCUGCACCGCGCGCACACGCCCAUCGUGCUGGCCGCGCUGCUGCUGCCGCUCUGCUUUGCCAACUACGGAGUGGAGGCCCUGGGCGAGCAGGUGCUGCGGCGCCGCCGCCUGCUGCUGCUGCUGGGCGCGGGCGCGCCUCUGGUCUACGCCCUCUAUCAUCUGGGCAGCUACCUGGGCGUGCAGGUGCUGUUGGCCUACGCCUGCUCCCUCAUCUGCCAAGGGCUGGAGUACUUCAACACCCUGUGGAUCUGGACGUUGGUAGUUGGCUAUGUGUUGGCUGUUUUAUUCAAGUGGAAUGCGAGUACUGAACGCUACUUGAGAGCAGUUUCAAUUCCUGUCUGGAUUAUAUUACUUUUCCAUUUAGCAUCUCUGGCUGGCUCCUGGAGGAUUCCAGUAUUCCUGGUCAUAGUUUUUCUGAUGUCUGUAGGCACUCUUUAUGAAAAGCAGAAUGAAAAAAUCUCCUCUGGAACAGAAUUACCUGGUCAGGUGAUUUCUAUUGCUGCUUCUACAUUGGCCACAUUUGCCAUAUCCAUCACAGGAUAUGAACCAGGUCAGGAAGAACAUAAUUCAGCCCAGCAACCCACAGAAACCUCAAAUGAUGGAGAGCCUACUGGUCCAGUUUCGUCGUCUUCUUCUGCAUCCUCCCCAUCUCCCACUAUGAACAGACAAAGGGCUGAGCUUGGAACAUUUCUCAGAAAGAAAAAAACCAGUGAUGUCUACUUUGUCACCCUUGUAUGGGCUAUCAUUAUAGUUCAGAUAUGGUUAAAUUUGUGGAUUGUCCAAUUGCUUCCCGUGCCUGUUGCAGUCUGGAUACUCAAAAAACUUAUUAUACACUUUGGAGUUGUCAACUUCUUAAAGAAACGUUGCUAUGGUUGGUGGCAAGUUCUGGAAAAGUUUUUGAAGGAACGGCAAGAAGCUCUCACACCAUGGCCCAUUAUAGGGCUUGGAAAGUUCAUGUUAAAAGUUGAUAGUAAGCUCUGGCAUUGGCUUAAUAAGAAGAUGAUCAUAUGGUUGGAGAAAAUGCUAGAUAAAAUAAUCAGCAUUUUCAUCAUAUUUUUGCUAGUAAUAGGGACCCUUCUUCUGGCUCUACUCCUUACAGCAAAGGUGCAUCAAGAGAGUGUACAUAUGAUUCAAGUCACAAGCAACUUAAUCAAUGAGACUGUUGCCAACCACCCUGAAUGGGCGAAUUGGCUUCCUGAAGCUCAGGUAGUUCAAAGAGCUCUCAAUUCUGCAGCUAAUAACGUCUAUCAGUACGGACGAGAAUGGAUAACACAUAAGCUUCGUAAGAUUUUGGGAGAUAAAGUAAAUAAUACUGCUGUGAUUGAAAAGCAAGUACUAGAACUCUGGGACAGACUGUAUCACUCUUGGUUUGUAAAGAAUAUAACACAUUCUGGAAGGCAUAAAGGUCACAAGAUGACUAUAAAUCGUCAAAAUAGUUGGCUUGGAGAUAUUCUGGAUUGGCAGGAUAUUGCUUCCUUUGUUCACGAGAACAUUGAGACAUUUCUUUCUAUUCUGGAAUCCCUGUGGAUAGUGAUGAGUCGCAAUGUGAGCCUGCUUUUUACCACAGUUACAACAUUACUGACGAUUCUUUUCUAUAGUGGGACAGCCCUUCUCAAUUUUGUGCUAUCUUUGGUAAUUUUCUUGACCACACUAUUUUAUUUAUUAAGUUCCAGUGAUGAAUAUUAUAAACCAGUGAAAUGGGUAAUUAGUCUGACACCACUGUCUCAGCCAGGCCCUUCAUCUAACAUAAUUGGUCAAUCUGUGGAAGAAGCCAUAAGAGGUGUGUUUGAUGCUUCCCUGAAAAUGGCUGGGUUCUAUGGAUUGUAUACUUGGUUGACUCAUACCAUAUUUGGAAUCAAUAUUGUCUUCAUCCCAUCAGCAUUAGCAGCAAUACUUGGAGCAGUACCAUUUCUGGGAACAUAUUGGGCAGCAAUACCUGCAGUCCUGGACCUAUGGCUUACUCAAGGAGAAGGAUGUAAAGCCAUCUUGCUUCUGGUUUUUCACCUCCUGCCAACCUACUUUGUAGAUACUGCAAUCUACUCUGAUAUAUCAGGAGGAGGCCAUCCUUACUUGACUGGUUUAGCAGUAGCUGGUGGAGCAUACUACCUAGGCCUGGAAGGAGCCAUCAUUGGUCCCAUACUUCUCUGUAUUCUCGUAGUUGCCUCCAAUAUCUAUAGUGCCAUGUUACUAAGUCCUACAAACCCUACACCCACUCCAAGUCAGACACUUUGGUGUCUACAGACACAAAGAGGAAUUUCUGAAGAUCCAAAAUCAACAGAGUGAUGUUGUACCAACUUCUUUAAGAAAUUCUCCUUCCAAUGAGUUUAGAACAGCGAUGGACUUCUGUCCUUCCAGCUGUAAUGAUCAAGAAAGGCCCAGUGAAGUAGCAUUUUGGAAAGAAAAUGUGUCUGCUGGCCUACAUAUGGAGCACUUUGAUUUGCAAGAAAGAACAAAUGCUGCUGAUGGAUUUGUAUAUUAAUAUGCAACCUUACAGCAGAGAAACUUGUUUCAUGACUUUUUUUUUUUUUUUUUAGAAAAUGACCUUGAAAAGUUUUAAGUUAUUCACUGACUGUUACCUGUUGGAACAGCUGACUUGGAAGUUUUCCUCUAUGGUAAUCGGUUUUGUUCAAAUAGCUUUGAAACAGGCAAAAUCAUAGCUGUUUUUUCCUAAAGUGUCCAGGAAAAUGAAGGAUAUAUGUGCUUACAAUAAUUUUAAGAGCUCUAAAGUACCUGUUAUUAAAAGUGCAUAUAAUUAAUUUAUUCUGCUUUAAAAAAUUUGUUUUAACAUAUUUAUAUAACUACUUUUCCAUGAAGAGUGCUUUCAAGAAACUUAAGAGAGUUGCAGUAUUCAACUGUAUGAAGAAGGAUAAUGAUCUUUCCAUCCUCUUUUCCUGCUUUCUUACCUUUGUUAAGAAAGAACAAACUGUAUAGAAACAGCUGACUUGGAAUUUAGAUUUUACCCUUGGGUGACCCAGAAAGACAUUCCUAAGGAUAAAAACAUAGCCACAUUCCUGACAUUGAAAUGAACUACUUUGUUUGAUUGCUUUUGCUAGCCCUGCAGUUAUUUUUAAAAAUAGGAUGCACAAUUACAUGUUCUCCCCCCUUUGUUUUAAGUGUAGAUGUCAAGUACAAUAAUGGUUUGAUUUCUAAUUCCAGCUUUUCUUCACAUUUGAAAUUUUGCUCACAUCAUUUAUUUAUUUUUAAUAAUAAUGCCUUAAGUUUAUGGGACACAUUUAACUUUUUAAAGUUAUUAUUGUUAACCAUUUUUCACCUGCACAGACUGAACGAGUAUUAUUGUCCCUGUUUUGCCGAUUAGAAUAUUAUGGUCUUAUGCAUCAUUUUAGAGUUAGAAGAGAUCUCAGUCAUUUAAGCUGAGAUCCAGAAUAGUUAAAUGGCAUGCCCAACCUCUCAUGUGUGAUAAAGUAGUGAUGUUGGGAUUGGAAUCCAGGUCUUCUGACGCAAAAAAUCUGAUGUACUUUCUAUUGUACCACACUGCCUAGUGAAUGCUUCCAAAUCUAUAAUUUAAUUAAUGUGGAUACUUCCUGCAAAUUUAUAACACUUCUACACCUUAGUCUUUAUUAAAAGAGUUUCCUGAAUUAUAGCCAUAAAACUUUAAUUAGCUAGAAGCCAAAUUUCUGGUGAUGAUCAACCCCUAUAAAUUUAGUUGAGCUUGUCUUUGUUUGGCUAAAUCCUUUCAGAGUUUAUCUUCCAUUUGUAUAGCCUUUCAGAGUCAGGGUCAUCUCCUUACCAUAAUGGAAUGAAGGUAGAAGAUUUCAGGAAAGGACAUUUUUACAAUAUUUUAAGUUAUUUUAUAAAGCCUGUGGUUAUUUUUUUCUUGCUUCAUCAUUUACUCCUUUGAUAUCAGCAUUAAACCAGAUUUCAUUAGAUGGCUAUUAUUUUCCAAGCUAGAUAAUAUUCCAUUGAAUACAGAAAUCACAAAAGGUAAUCCAGCUUUAGUACAUCAGUCAUGAGUGGGUUAGGCUUCAAGUAAACUAUCAAAUAAAUGACAGGCAAAAUAAAAACCGUUCAAGUAAGUAUUUCAUUUGCUGUCUUGAAAUUUGCACAAAACUAGGAUAUAGACAAUUUCUGUUACAUUAAGGAUUUGUCUAGAGGUCCCCAACUAUAGGAGAAGUAGGCUGAUCUUUCUGACUGCAGCUUCAUAUUCUUAUUUGUGCCUCUUUUGUUUAUAGCCUACAUUAUCUGAGGCAAGUAAUAUUACCUCUCUGAAUCUCCACUUCCUGUAAAAUGAAGUAAUUUAAUUAAUCAUAUGAUUUCUUAUCUCUAGUUUCAAUGAUUCUCUGCUGUUUAAUUGGCAUUUUUCUCUCCUUAAUAUGUGGCCCAAAAUAUGUCUUCAGUGUUCUUAUGUCAAGAUAAAAGAAGAACAGACUUUUAAAAGUAUUGUGAAUUCCUUGUAAAAUUUUUUAAAAUAAGAAUGAUGGCAUGAUUGAUAUAUCAGAACUCACCAAGAAGCAGUUAAACAUGCCUUUAUGCUUUGCAGAAAAGAAAUUGUUUAAUUUUCUUAAAAACAGCCAAAAGUUGUUGGUGUGCAUUUUUUUGAGGUAUAUGAUUUGGAGCUUUUCAACUCUUGUAUUUUUACUCUGAAAAACACACACACACACACUCACACAUCUUUACACUGAUUUGAUAUGAGUAAAUUUUAAGAAAUCUCCUCAAAGUCUUUUCAGUGUCUGUUCAUCUUUCACAUUUCAUUCUUCAUUUAAUGAGCUCCAACUUGUUUUUGAAUAAACUCAGCUAGUGCAUGGCCUGAGUUAGUGGAUAAAAAAAUCCAAAGAUAAAUAAAAAGUAACUGUCCUCAAAGAGUUUCUGAUCUAAAAGUAGUCUUUCUCCAUGACAAACUUUUUUUUCUAUACAAAUAAGGUUGAAGCACAAAUAUUUAGUUCAGUGACUACAGAUGAUUCUGUAAUGGUGAUUAACACACAUGUACAUGUACAACCAGAGAUUAGGCAAAAACAAUUUCUGUUACUAUUUAAGAUUUAUUCAAUUUCAUUUAAUUCUAAUAAAACAGAUGGCAAUAGCUACCCCCACAACAUUGGUUAUAUUAAUUGAGCAUUUAUUAAGAAGCAUCCUGGCAUAGUGAGGAAACAAUAAGCUUUGAAGCCAGGAAGACCUGGGUUCAGGUCGCCUUUGGUAUUAUGCUCUAAGGACCCUGAGCAAAUCACUUAGUGUUCUUUAAAUUUUCAUGAGACCAUAAAUUACAAAGAAGACAUCAUCCUGAACUGGAAGAUCUCUAUACCAGUGAGAUCACAGCACCAGUCUACCUGUUUAUCAAGUUCCUACCACGUGUCUACAGAGCACUGAACUGAGUGUUGAGCUAAAUUCAGAAAUUAAAACACAUUUCUACCCUCAAGGAGCUUACAAUUUGAGAAAAACUGGUACACAAGGACGUAUAAUACAAGUUCUAACAAGAUAGAUAGGAAAGUUCUAAUACAGCAUGGUAGCUUGGGGAAGAAGAAGAUGAUGAAUACCUUUGUGCUCAGCCCCACAUUAAGUAAAUAUGGCCCAUCUUCUAAUAGUUGAGCCCUAUUCUACAUUAACUAAUAAUUUAUUAGUUAUUAUUUUCAUAAGACUUUCAUUUACUUUUAUCAAAAAUUUCCAAAUCCUCUUUCAAGAGAGCUGAAUAGCUGUGAAGUAUCAGUAAUUAUAAAUGAAGUUCCUAUCCCAGGUCUGUCAUUUGCUCCAAAGCAAAACUUAGGCAAAAUUAUUUAACUUCUGAGCCUCAGAUCCCUUAUCUACAAAUUAAAGCUAGUCCUUCUCUGUCUUUGAGGGUCUUCAUGAGAUUCAAAUGAAAAAUGUAUUUGUAAAAGCACUUUAUAAGUUGUAAAGCACUGUUACAGAUAUACAAUAUUAGUAUUGUUAUUGUUACUGCUAUUAUUAUUGCUGUAGUUUAACUCAUAGUGACCAUUAUUUCUUGAUUAUCCAGAAAUACCAAAAAUGUGUUUAUCAACUAUAUCCACUAUAUUAUUUUUUAAAAUAACUCCAUGUUUAUGUCUAAUUUACUCUAAGCUUCAGAAUUACCCACCUAUCAGAAGAUAUGGACAUAUUCAAUACCUGGUUCUUAAUAUUAGAUUCUAAGAAAGGUGAUGGGCUUCCACUUCUGAUUUUCUGGAUAGGCUAUCUUCUCAAGCACCCAGUGUUCUGUCCAUAUCAUAAACUAAUCCCUCUGUGGGCCUGCUAAACCUUCCUAAUGCUAGGAUUUGUAUUCCAAUGGAAGUAUCUUCUGCCCAGUGCUUUGUAGUUUAGGUAACAGCUAAUGAGGAAUAACCUUAUAAUUUUAUUUUUAAUUAAUGUCAUAUAUUUAGGCUUAAUAAAUGUUUUUUUUUCUUUUGAAGGUAAUUAUUUGAAAAUAUAUUGUAUCUAAAACCACUAGGCAUCUUCUUUUUUUAAUAUACAAAGAAGAUGAUUACUUCCCUGAACUCUCCCAUAUUCAGACCACAUUUUACCUGAAGAGUGCUUAGGAGAGAGUAGUCAAGAUAGUGAGGAUGCUUAAAACCAAGCAAUAAGGUAUAACAAAGAAAAAAUCUUGAAGAGUUAUUAUAUAGAAGGAUGAGAGUCUUUUUGGCCCCAGAGAAGAGAAAUAAGACCAAUAGAAAGAAUCUCUUAAGUAGGCAGCUUCUUAAACAUUGGAACUGCCCAAACAUGAGAUUGGAUGCCUUAUGUAAUUGUAGGUUUCCUGUCAUUGUAGAUUUUCAUGAGAAAGCUGUGUGACAUGCUCUUUGGAGGUGAUCUAGACAAGAUUCAGUGUGUAGAAGGGCUUUACCAUUAUGACCUCUGAAAGUCCCUUCCAACUAUCAAGAUACCUAGUUCUAGCACAUACUAAGCAUUUAAUAAAUACUUUCUUUGCUUAGGUUUUUUAAAAUAAUCAAAACUAUUUUAAGCCAAAAUACAUCUCCUUCUGAAUGCCUUGUAUCUUUCUAAAAUAAGCUUUUAUCAGGCUUUUGUGAGAUAUAUAUAUGAAAUGUGAGUCAGUGAAAACAUUACUAUGAUAUAUUAAUUCUUCAGUAAAUUUCAUAGAUUUCACAGGUGAUAAUUUAAGUUUCAUAUUGGUUGUUAGAUCCUUAAGUUAUUAUGAAGGACAAUUGCUUUAUUAUAUGCAAGGUACUUUUAUUGAAGUGUUGAAUUUUUGCCUAACAAUAACCCUACCAUGUGAACUUGAUAACUUAUUAUAUCCCACUUAUACACAUUAGUUAUCUCAUUUAUUCCUCAUAACAAGUAAGGCAAGUAUCAUUAUCUCCAUUUGAUCUCUCCUUACAGAGUUCAUAACUUGCCUAAGUGCCAGAACUAGGACCAAAGCCUAUUCCCUGUCCAGUAUUGUUGCCCAUUACACUCUGCUGCUGCCUUGUCUACCAGUGCACUUAUUAAUCUGUGGACAGCUGACAUUCUACCUCUCGCCCUACCAACACCCUAAACCUUGUGGGUUUUUAUUAGUUUUUUUUUUUUUCUUGAGUAAAAUUAUCAUUGUUUUGGUGAAAUAUGGUAUCCCAAAACACCAAAUAUAAUGGAAUUUCUCAUUAUAAAUUACUAAAACUGAAGAGUGCUUCUGACAGUCAAUCUCCAUUUUUAACAUUUGAAUUUUCCUUUUGAAAAUGCAACUAAAAUAUAUAGAAUAUCAAUGUGGAUUUUUAAAUUAUUUUAAAGUAAGAAACUUAUCCCUUACUCUAGAGAGCUUCUAACAGUCCACUCAAGUCUUCCACAUUAGUAAUUUUGUCUCUCUGGUCUUUAUCUAAAUGAUCUUCCAGGUUAGGGAGAUAACAGAUUUUUAUUUUAGAUGGUAGGGUAAGAAAACAUACUAAGUUAUAUUUAGUGCUAACUUUUGAGGGGGGAAAGAUAGUUGGAUAUUUGGUUGCAAUGCAUGGUUGUGAAGCUCUCUGCCAAACUGGAAUAAAUUCUAAAAGAAAGGAUAAAAGAAAGUUAACAAAUAUCUUUUAACAUCAAAUUUAAUUUUUAAGAUUUAGUUAAAUCUGUGUAUAACUACAGAAAGCUCCCUUAAAAUGUAGUACUACCAGAAUACCUGAAUCAAUCAGAUUUAAACACAGGUUUCCACAUUUUAAAAACAAAAACAAAAAAAGCCUAUUUAGAAUAAGGACUCUUAACCUGGGAUCCAUAAACCUCCAUGGAUAGGUUUCAAGUAAUCCCCAUGAACUUGGAUAGGAAGAAAAAUUAUAUCUUCCAUUUUUAACGAACCUCUAAUUGAAAUAAAGAAUAUCUUUUAGUUAUGAAUUUAUUAUAUCUUCCAUUUUUAAUGAACCUCUAAUUGAAAUAAAGAAUAUCUUUUAGUUAUGAAUUUUUAGAAAUUAUUCUGAGAAUCCCCCAAAUGUCUAGGAAUCCUAGACUAGAAGUAUGACAUUAUAGAUUUUACAAGUAUUGAAUAAUCUUAUGUGUCUUAAAGGAACAAAUUCUAUUAGCAUACUAAUAGAGUAGUAUUUUAGAGCUAGAAGGAAUGUAUUCAUGUAACUUUUACAUAGAAGAGCAGAAAACGGGCCCACCCAUAUGAAUACUGUUAAUAGUGACGACAGAGAAUGUUUCCUGUGAAGUAGUAUGAUAUCCACACACAGUCCCUCACCACUAGCAACCACAAUUGGCAGAAUCCUUAAUUUUACCCAGAAGAAAGUUUGUAUAUUGGUGCUACAUAUUUUAUUUCUGUUUCUAGCUGUCCUUUUUCAAUUUGUUCCUCUUGACGUUGUUAAAGAAAUUUGUAACCUCCUAAAAUUUUGAACACUUGAACACUUCAGCCCUUUUUAAUAAAAUAGUUUUGUGCUCACUGCUGCUUAGGAAUAAUUCAUUUCUAUGAACCUUCAUGGUUUACAGAGCACUUUUAUGUCCAUAGUUUCAUUUGUGUCUCAUAACAAGCCCAUGAGUUAGAUUGAUUCAAUUAUGUUUUCAUAUUAUAGAUGAAGAAACAAGAAUAGUGAAAUAACUUGUCUAAAGUUAAUAAACUAAUGAAUUAAACUAGAAUUGGAACAUAGACAUCUGAUUUAAUAUUUUGUACGGCUUACACUAUACCAUGAUACCUCUCCAGCAUACUUUAUUCUUUUGUUCAUCUCCAAAUAAAGGCCCACAAAUGGCAUGGAAUUCAAUCGCAAGUGCAGUUAGUUCAUCAGAAUUCCCAAUUUUUUGGUGACCAAGUAUGUGUAUCAGUCCUUGUGUCUGUUUUCAGCAAAUCUGUUGUCCAUUCCAAUGACACCCUUGUAUUUCAUGUUCAUACAUAUCAUUUGGUUUUGGAAUCAAGAUAUGUAGCAGCAACGGCAUAUGUAACAACUUGAAAAUAUCAACUGAGUCAGCAUAUUUCAAAACAAAGCAGAAAUAGUCUGAAAUUAGAAACAAAAGCAGAAUGGAGGUAGCAAAAGCACUCUUUCUUACACAGAUGAUAAUUUCUUAGCUUUCAUCUUUUGACAAGGUGCCAAUGUCAUUUCUCUGUAAAUGAAAACUAUAUUUUGAAAUAAAUUUAUCAGUGUUGAAUGUUUAAAAUACGAUUAGUGAUUUAAAUGAAAUUGUAUCUGUAUCAAGUGGCAAAAAAAAAAAAAAAAAAGAACUCCGUUCUAAUAUGGAUAAUGAAGAAAAGCUUAAAACAAA